CUUGUCCCGCUCCUGCACCCCAAUCUGCUCCCCAGGUUGCCUGCCGCCGCCACCCUUCUUUCUCCGAUUCUGCUCCGCACCAUCGUUCCUCGUCAUCGCGUCAUUCAACUCAGGUUCAGCUUGGACAAGCUAAUUGAACUGCCAUUAUGGUUCGAAACAUCGUGGUUCUCGGCGGCAACUCGCAUCCCGCCCUGGUCGACAGCGUGUGCAACAUGCUCGGCCUUCCCGCGUGCAACCGCAUCCUAACCAAGUUCUCGUCCGGGGAGAGCCGCUGUGAGAUCCAGGACUCGGUACGCGGCAAGGAUGUCUACAUCAUCCAGACUGGUUUUGGCGGCAAUGGCAGCAAGCUCAACGACCACUUCAUGGAUCUGUGCAUCAUGAUUUCGGCGUGUAAGACAGGCUCGGCACGGAGGGUUACGGCGGUCCUGCCCCUCUUCCCCUACUCGAGGCAACCCGACCUGCCGUACAAGAAGUCUGGCGCGCCUCUGUUCAAGGCCGGUUCCGAGAGCGGCAGAAAGGACUACACAUUUGAUAGCGUUCCAGCCACACCAGCUCCCGGCGUCCCUCGGACCGCUGGGCUCAUCAACGGCACCGACAUCACAAACCGGCUGGCCAAGACAGUAUUGACCAAUGGCGUCAAUGGCGCCAACGGCGUCGGCUCCAUGUCGCCUGUCAAGCAGACCAACGGCGAGAGCUACUUCGGAGGAAAUGGCGUCGCCAGCCCUGUGCAGAGCACCACUAUUGGCAGUUACACGACGCACGACUACCAGAACGUGUCUCACAUCGGAGCAUUCCAAGCAAAGCCAGGGUACAAGCAAUGGGUUGCACAGGCGGGGACAUUGGUGGCCAAUCUCCUGACCUGUGCCGGGGCUGAUCAUGUGAUUACCAUGGAUUUGCACGACCCUCAAGUCCAAGGAUUCUUCGAUGUACCCGUCGACAACCUAUACGGCAGGCCCCUCCUCAAGCGAUACAUCCAGACGCACAUUCCAAAUUACAAGGAUGCCGUGAUCAUUAGUCCUGAUGCCGGUGGUGCAAAACGUGCGACAGCCAUUGCAGACAGCAUGGGUGUCGACUUUGCCCUCAUCCACAAGGAACGACGCCCAACCAAGAUUACAGACAGGCAGAACGCAAGCAUGAUGCUUGUAGGCAACGUGGCCGAUCGCGUAUGCAUUCUCAUCGACGAUCUUGUAGACACGGGAAACACCAUUACCCGGGCCGCCAAGCUCCUUAAGAAAGAGGGCGCCACCACCAUCUACGCACUGCUCACCCACGGCGUGUUCAGCGGAGACGCCAUCAACCGCAUCAAGGCAUCAGCCAUCGACAAGAUUGUUGUGACCAACUCGGUGCCGCAAGACGAGCACAAGGCGCUUCUGGGCUCCAAGCUCGACGUGUUGGAUAUCUCGCCCAUAUUCGCCGAAGCCAUCCGACGCGUCCAUCACGGUGAAUCUAUCAGCGUUCUCUUCAACCAAGAUUAACUGCACGGAGUCUGGGAUUAUCAAAAAGGUGUGCAUUGAACAUAACAUGGCAUUUGGCGUUCUCUUCUUCUGUCCAUCUCUCUCUCCGGUCAUGAUCCCCCUUGGACAGUAUACAAAGCCACAGCGCAUUGGUGGUAGCAGUGCAAACAUCUGUCAUCACAGCAUUCGUCCACAUCAGCGUUCUUUCUUCUGGAGUUCCGGGGCCUUUGUCAUCUUCUGUUUCUGUUUUUUUCGUGUGUGUCGAGAUAUCAAAUUUGGGGUAGAAGACAGACUCGGGGUGGACACCGUUGCCUAGGACUAGACAAGCCAUGCAGACAAUGCAUGCGCAUACCAUCAUCCACAAGUUGAGGGCCUGGGGGCUGGGCAGUAGUCGUGUUUUUAUCAUUGCUGCUGUCUCUCUCGCUACGCGCCAGGACUAAUGCUCUGUCAUUCCCAAAGACUCCACCAUUUGAUCUCUGAACAACGCGCUGUGGUGCAGAGGACUGCUCAUCGAAGGCUA
This is a messenger RNA of Parathielavia appendiculata, 1974 nucleotides long. Its product is annotated as phosphoribosyl pyrophosphokinase. Gene Ontology annotation, biological process: ribonucleoside monophosphate biosynthetic process; purine nucleotide biosynthetic process; 5-phosphoribose 1-diphosphate biosynthetic process. Gene Ontology annotation, cellular component: cytoplasm; ribose phosphate diphosphokinase complex. Bases 147 to 1475 code for a protein of 442 amino acids. Gene Ontology annotation, molecular function: magnesium ion binding; ribose phosphate diphosphokinase activity. NCBI's taxonomy places the organism in Eukaryota, Fungi, Ascomycota, Sordariomycetes, Sordariales, Chaetomiaceae. The record is from RefSeq and is a predicted model, not a curated record. The transcript is spliced from 4 exons.